ACUAAAUGUUCUAAGAUAAACAUAAAAUUCAACAAGAUAUUAAAAUAUUAUUAGGGCUGACAGAAUUAAAAAUAGUGGUAUCGAGCCAUCGAGGCCCAAUUCAAUUUAUCACAUAUUCAAAACUUCCUGUAGCAAUUGGUAUUGUUGAUUGUUGGUUUCUUCUAUGAAUGGAGAUCUUCAGACCAGAGAUCUCGCAGUUUUCAUCUGCGCUUUAUGUCAGAAAAUCGAUAAAAAAUGUUGUCAAGGAGACAAUUUUGUCUCAUUUUAGCAAAUAAAUGGAUUCGGAAGCGAGACAAGAAUAUUUCGUGGCAGUUUUUCUCAUCACAGAUUCAAACAGAUGCAAAAAUACGGAAUAGGUGGAAGUCCACCGUGGGAUUGGAGGUCCAUGCUCAGAUUGCUACAGAAUCAAAAUUAUUCUCUAGCGCGUCCACGGAUUUUGCCAGCCCUGUUAACUCGUGUGUCUCAGUCUUCGAUUGCGCUACACCAGGAACACUACCUGUACUGAACAGAAAAUGCGUGGAGUCCGCGGUGAUGACUGCCCUGGCGUUGUCCUGCCAAUUAAACGAGAUUUCCUUGUUUGAAAGGAAGCAUUACUUCUAUGCAGAUCUGCCUGCAGGAUUUCAAAUCACCCAGCAAAGGCAACCUAUUGCAGUCAAUGGUGAAAUUAAGUUUCAUGUGUUCACUCCAGGGGUGCACAAGUCUCCAUAUGUGAAAUGUUCUAAAAUUAAGCAGAUCCAAUUAGAGCAAGACAGUGGCAAGAGUUUGCAUGAUGAAAAUACAGGAAGAAGUCUGAUUGAUCUCAAUCGUGCUGGAAUACCCUUAAUGGAAUUCGUGUUUGAGCCAGAUUUGGUUGAUGGCGAGGAAGCGGCCGCGCUUGUGAAAGAGCUUGUAUUUACAUUGCAAUUAUUGGGUGUCUGUAGCGGCAAAAUGGAAGAAGGAGCACUUCGUGUGGAUGCCAAUGUUUCUGUAAGCAACCGAGACUGUUUAGGCGUUCGAACGGAAAUAAAAAAUAUUGGUAGCGUGCGUGCUGUCGCUGCGGCUAUUCAAUAUGAAAUAAAGAGACAUAUUUCUAUUCUCGAGGCUGGUGACGAGAUGUUCAAUGAAACUCGUGCGUGGGAUGCGGUGAACAAGAAAACUAUUCCUAUGCGUGAAAAAGAAGAUAAAGAAGAUUAUCGAUUUAUGCCUGAAACAAACUUGCCACCUUUAUGCAUACAUGUUAGAGAAGAUUUAUUGAAUGACAACAAUUUGGUUGAUGCCAUAGUACUAAGAAAACAACUAUCGGAGUUACCAGAACAAAUACGUCAGAGACUAAAAGACAUUCUUAAGAUAUCUCCUCAAAUUAUUAUAGCUUUAAUGAGUGAUUUCGCAUUAUUACAAUUAUUUAAUGGAAUAAUAAAUAAAAAUAAGAAUCGUGAUCCGCAAUUGGUGGCCAAAUUUCUCGUCAUGGAGCUGUUGACUUUUCUCUAUAAAAAUAAACUGACAAUUGAAUUUUGUGUACCACAUGAAGAUUAUAUUGGUCAAUUGAUUGAUUUAUUACAAGACAAAUCAAUUAAUUUAAUAAUAGCAAAGAAGAUUUUGAAUGAAUUCAUAGCUGAUUCAAAUAAAUUACCAAAAGAGAUCAUUGAAGAGCACAACUGGUUUCUAAUAUCAGAUGAGAGACAAUUAGAACAACUGUGCUUAGAAAUUAUAGAGAAAAAUCCAAAACUUGUAUUAGGAUAUAAAAGUGGCAAGAAAAAAUUAUUUAAUGCAUUAAUGGGAGAAAUGGUAAAAGUUACAGAACAACGGGCGGAUAUGGCUGUUGUUGCAAAAAUUAUGGAACGAUUAUUGAAAUCGUGAAUGAAGAUCGUAGAAACAAUCUCUACUAAUUAAUUAGUAUUGUGAUAUAUUGUGAAUAAAAUACGAUAAUUUAAAUAAAACGUUUAUAUAAAAAAUAAGAAUAA
Solenopsis invicta (red fire ant) is the source of this 1940-nucleotide messenger RNA. RefSeq names its product glutamyl-tRNA(Gln) amidotransferase subunit B, mitochondrial (gene GatB). Gene Ontology annotation, biological process: mitochondrial translation; glutaminyl-tRNAGln biosynthesis via transamidation. The coding region runs from base 235 to 1836 and encodes 533 amino acids. Gene Ontology annotation, molecular function: glutaminyl-tRNA synthase (glutamine-hydrolyzing) activity. The transcript is spliced from 11 exons. The record is from RefSeq and is a predicted model, not a curated record. NCBI's taxonomy places the organism in Eukaryota, Metazoa, Arthropoda, Insecta, Hymenoptera, Formicidae.